CGCCGCUGAUUGGUCGAGUGUGCGGCAGUGUCCCACGGCGAAAGGGUUUGCGCGCGGGAUGGUGCGCGGGUGGCGCGCGAUGUGUAUCGGCGCCGUUCGUUGCCGGUCGGCCGCGCAGGAGCAGUCGCGAGCAGCGUGAGCGCAGGCGAAGGUGGAUCUCGUCUCUUUUCCUCCGAUAAUGAACAACGCGCGAUAACUAUCAGUCCGUGUUGUCCGUGGGUGCAUCUCGUCGAGUGUCGCGCGCGCGCGCGCGAUGCACCGUGUGGUCGCUGCCGGUUUCGUGCUCGCGAUAGAGACGCGCUGUCUGACGACGACAAGCGAUCACUAGCGGGGACCCCGCUGUGUUCCCGGAGCCAAUCGAGGCCCCUGGAAACGCGUCGCCGUGGAUUACUCGAAGGGCGGCACGAGCGUGGAGAGACACGCGAGCAGUGGAGAGCAGCGAGAGCAGCGGAUAACGCGGGAGCGGCGAGUCCGAUAAUCCGACGAUGGGCGGACGGACGAGAGGACUCUGAGAAUUGGUAGCGAUAUACACCUCGUCGCCGGCUCGAUCGCCGGCUAUCCGGGCCCGAGUUUCACGAGAGGAUGGAGACCUGCCCCGCGAAUGUAUUCGAUGUAUCCGGAAUAGAGGGUGCGUAGGACUCGCGCAGAGAGUAGACCAGAGGAAUCAGAGAUCCAGCAUGGGGAAGUGUUGCAGCAAACGGCAAGAGUCUCAACCGAUCGGCUAUAAGAAAGCAGACACGGGACUCAGCUCAAAGCACAGCAAUGGAGGUUCCUUGGACCGAUACACCGCCGACCCAAAUCAGAGAGGCGUGCAAGCUCGAGCGGAUAUUAUCCGACCGAGACCGACACCCUGUAAGCUACAGAUACCGCAUCAGCAACCCCGUAAAACGAAUCCGCCUGUUAAGUCUGCAUCGCACUCACAAAGAUCCAACAAGAUUGUGGUGGCACUGUACAAUUACACGGCGCGAGAAAGCACCGACGUUAGUUUUAUGAAAGGCGACCGAAUGGAGGUCCUCGACGAUUCCGAGCCGGACUGGUGGAAAGUGCUGCACUUAACGACUCUGCAGGAAGGCCUGAUCCCUUGGAACUUCGUGGCUGUCGAGCGGUCGGUCGAGAGCGAAGAUUGGUUCUUCGAAAAUGUGUCACGCAAAGAGGCGGGUAAGCUGUUGUUGGUUGACGAAAAUCCUCGCGGCACGUUCUUGGUGAGGCCGAGCGAGCACAAUCCCCGAGGUUACAGCUUGUCGGUCAAGGAUUGGGAGGAAGGAAGGGGCCAUCACGUGAAACACUAUAAGAUUAAACCGCUCGAUAAUGGCGGCUUCUUCAUCGCCACCAAUCAAACGUUCUCCAGCCUACCGGCUCUGGUUAUGGCAUACAGCAAAAAUGCACUGGGUCUCUGUCAUGUGCUUUCGAAGCCUUGUCCUAAACCACAACCGGAUAUGUGGGAUCUCGGACCUGAGUUACGUGAUAAGUGGGAGAUCAACAGGAACGAGAUACAACUGAUCUCGGAACUGGGCAACGGCAAUUUUGGCAAAGUUUAUUACGGCAAGUGGCGGAACAAAUCGAGGUUGAUCGAGCAAGUGGACAAAGGUUAUCGUAUGCCGAAACCGUUGAAUCACCCGCUGCCCGACAGUAUUUAUCGAUUGAUGUUACAAUGUUGGGAUGCUAGCCCUGAGAAACGACCCACAUUCGAGUUCCUGAAUCAUUACUUCGAGUCGUUCAACGUCACUAGCGAAAUACCGUAUCUCGAACCGCCAACGGACUGAUAUACAGCCCAUCAAUAUAUGCAAAAUCAUCUGCCGCCGCACGGUCACUUUCACCCAGCCCACAUCAAUUGUGCCAUGGAAUUUUAUGGUAUUUACUGCUAAGUAAAUUAUUUAGCAUGUAUCAUGCAGCCCCUCCCUCCCCCUCAUCGGAACUUUCGCGGACUGGGUGCGUCGUUCUCAUAGAGAGAAAAGACUUUUAGUGGGAAAACACAUACGUCCUCGCGACAUCUUGCAUCGUUGUCGCGAGUGGCAUCUUUUUCGACUGCGAAAUUUUUCUACAGAUUUUGGCGACCAAUUUUCUCGAGAAACAGUGCCGCGAACUUGUUGAACUAUCACUGUCAAAUGCUGCCGAAAAUUCCACCUCGUCUCUCUUCUCAUCUCUCCCUUAUGUGUCCUUAUGUAUCCUUAGUGUUAAACACUAAAAAAUGGAUGGAAGUUAAACGGAUUGGAAGUCGAGUGUGCCAUGGUGUUUUUUGUAAGUAUCCUUUGCAGGAAUAAAUUGACAAGAUUCUAAUCUUAAUGACCAAUCAGGCGUUAAUUGUAAUAUUUAGAAUUGAGAAACGAGAAACGGUCGCGAUCUUAGGAUCGGCGAUUCGUUUUUUUUUAUCUGCCCACAAAAAUUCGCGACUGUUUAAGCGCGUUUUCGUACUUUCGACGGUGAGCAAUCACAAUAAAGACACUAGCAAUGUCGGUAAACUUAGACACAAGUCACGGUAUUAGAGAGUAACGUGACGUAUGAGUUUGGGGAUAAAAUUCGGAAUUAUAGAUUAUACAACAUAAUCGUAUAUUAGUAUGUUAGCGUACGAUUACGAGAUAUAUAAACAGAGUGAAAAAGGGAGAAAACGAAGAAGGAUGUAUGCGUGUAUGUGCGUGUUGCGCGUAUUGUGAAUUGCUUGCGUGACUUGUCGCGCAAUAGCAUGUUGUAUUUACAUUUUAUUGAUCUCGGAUCACGGUAACAUCCGAAUUUUCCUAAAGUCCAGUUUUUAGAUACGUAGGGGCAAGUUUUUCGUACGUACUGCGAAGAAACGCUAUCAUAAACGCGUGUUUUUUCAAGCGAGGGCUGAAUAUAAAAUUAGAUGUAAAGGAUGUCUAUAUGGAUUUCUCGCGUGUAAUUUGUCCGUCGAGAGGCACUCGAGAGGAGAAUUACUCGUAUCGAACGGUUACUGCGCACAAGCCGCGUGAAGCUUAUUUUCGAGACGAUAUUUAACGCGCGAUGAUUUAUUCCUUCUAAAUGUUAGGGAGAAUCAUGUGUACGAGUUUACAUGUGCGUUCACCCGUUUAUUGCUGCUACGCGUUAAUUUCAUUUCGAUUGUAAAACACACGCGAAUGAAAUGCAUUCGUUCACUUUACUUCGAGAAAAGUCUCCGGUGUUCAGUCGACAGUUUUACUCGUAAGAAUGGCUCUCGGCAGUAACUUUAUUAACUUAACUCAGCGAGAGCGAUCCUCGAUGACGAAAACUCUCGAAUGUGCACACAGCCAAACGUGUCUGCCAAAAACAGAUCCGAUUGUAUUUACGAUUAUAUCCGAUUUCUAUUGAUCUUUUCUUUUUUAUAAGUUUUUUACGCAGCAAACCGAUGCAUUUUAAUAUUGUCGACAUUCCCACGCAUUGUUUCACAAAUGCGCAUGGAUGGUAUGUCCUGAUUUAAGCAUCCCGCGAAAACGCAGCGAAUACCUCGCACAAAUUUUUGUUGUUUUUAAUUCGACACUCACUGUACUCAGUGUCGUUGAAUUACAAUGCUCUCGCGAAAUACCAUUUGGUCUUGUUGAAGAGAGGAAAAAGAAGAAGAGUAUAGAAGUUAGGAUAGACGAGAGAGAGAGAAGCGAGAAAGUUACUAAAUAUCCGGAUAAAUGCGAAUGCGUGAGAGCGUUUUGAGAAGAAAAGGAAUAUCCCACAGCCCGUGUCUGCGAUGUAAGCCGACACGGCGGGCUUCACGUCGGGAUAAAUCGGAAAUGCAGUUUCGGAUAAACUUAAGUCAUCGAUGUUACUCGUACAAAAAUGUCUGAAGAAUUGUAAAUUUUCUACUUGAUGAAGAAAGAAAGGAAAUACAAACGACGGAUUAGAAUAGGAAUUAUUUAGACGAUAAGCGUGUCAGCCUCGUCGGCGGAUCGACGACUUUGCUCUCUUCGCAGAAAAGAUAUUCUUGCGAAUUGUCUCGGAUUUCCUAGGAUACAACGUCAUCGCCAUUGUUCCCGUGAGGCAUUUUAUGCGCGCGAGACCCGAGAUUGGGUCGAUUGCACCGACGUCGAUUAAAGCCAGCUCCUGCUUUUGUCUAAAUUACUUUUUAAUUUUAAUUAAUCUGAUGAUUCUUCGUGAAACGAAGAUGAAAAAGUAUAUAAAAUAGAUCGUUAAUUAAUAUUGUAGCAAAAAGAUACUGUUUUACUACAUUGAGCAUGAGCACCUUAUUAUUAAGAAAUUUCUCGAUGGAUGGACGUACAAAACUUAAUAUAAAAAUCUUAAUUGAUAUUGUUAUGAUAUUGUUAUGCUCUUCAAUUUUUACUGUGAAUAAAUGGGGUAUAUCUAUAGAAAAGUAUAUUUUUAAAAAAGAACAGCGAAUAAUUAACUGGAAUUAUUCAGUCUGGAAUUUCAGUAAAUUGUUAAUGUAAUCUGAGUUAGACAAACUGCAUUGAUUGUAUCACAAUCGGUUUAUAGUGACAAUUAAUUUUUUUUUUUUUUACAUUAUAGCUGAAAUAACAAUAUAAAAAGCAACAUUUAAUCAGUAAUUGCAGUGAGAUGACCAAAGAUAUUGUAUAACAUUUUGUAUAUCGAGGUUGCGGUUUGUUUUAAUUAAAUUGUUUUUCCUCAGUUCUUUCUGCAAGAGCUGGAGGAGCUGGAGCUAAGGAAUUAACCAGAGUCAGUAAGCAAGACUGUGGGUGCGAUCGAUCUUGAAUGUAUACAUUUUACUGUGUCACGAUAAACGCGAUGAGCCAUUACGAUACGAUAGAUAUUAGUGAUUAAAGUGAAAACAAAAUGUGAGUGCGUUGCGCGCAUGCGAGCGUAGAAAAUUGUUACAUCCGUGUCAGCGUGAUCCUCUUUUCAUGUGUAUUUUACUGCGACUAAACGAAGGACUAAUUUAUGAGCAAUAAUAACCCAUAUGUAUUCCGAUUUUUGUGCGAUAAGUUAAAACAUUGCCGCAAUACGAGUCUCAUAUAUUUUCUGUUGUUAGAACGCAACAGAAAAAGAAAUUAUCUCAAGCACUAGAUAUUUCAUUUAAAAAUUAAAUGACUAAUGAUGAUUGUCUAAACGAUUAAUCUAUCUCUAAAAGUAAAGUAUAAUUAUGAUAUGAAAAAAGAAAUUUAACGAUGCAAAUCCAUCUCAAAUGUCAAAAAGACGUCGAAUAAGACAUUUUUUAUUUAUGAAUGAAUUAUAAUAAUUUGUAAAAUAUUGAUUAAAGUUUAGCUAUCCAGGUAAUAAAUAUCUGGAAGUCUUAAUUUCUUUUUUUUAAACGUAUCUUUAUGACAUCUCGUAUAUUUUCUAAUAUUAUUAUUUGGAUAGAUUUUGCGCGAUAUUGCAGCAGUCCUUAUUUCAUGAAGAUCCUAGAAUCUGUAAGAGAGAUCCUCGUCGCGAUGUUUACACGAUACAUAUUUCCGAUAAAAUUAUAACGACAUCGCAUGGAAGAGUGCGCGUGAAAAGGCGUUCACGUUUACGUAGCGUUAGAGAGUAGGUGUAUUACGUCCAGUACAUUUUUUCUAUGAGCAUUUUAUACCGAUGAUAUACUUGUUUUCUCAUGAUAAACGAUCACUUGGAAAUUUCGCUAAUGAUGAUGAAGAUGAUCAUGAUCGCUGCCGUAGCUCGUAGAUUAAAAAAGAAAAAUCGAGUUUGAACUAAAGAGAACUCAACAGAAACAAUCUAGACAUUAGAAACAUCCCAGUGACAUCGUAAGCAUCUUUGAAAGGUGCUUACUCGAUAAUCGAAGAAUUAAAGCAUCUUUCAAAUAUAUUUUAGAUGUUUCUCGGAUAUUUAUGUUGAAAGGAAAGCGACCCGAGGCGUUCGCGUUAUAUGAUAUAUAUAUAUUCGCGUAGACUGUUUCAUUCGGAUCACAUUUGGACCAUGUAAUUUACAAAUUAUUAUGGUAAAGGCAUCGUGGCCUUUUUCCACUGGAUAUAGAGACUGAUAUUGUUUAAAUAAAGCCCAUGUGUUAUCGGGAAUUCUACGUCCGACUAUUCACAAAAUUUCUAAAUGAAAUAGGUUUUCUUUUUUUCCCCGAAAUCCGAUAGUACAAUGUAUUCUUUGUCAAUCGCACACACACAUUUACAUACGUUUUGAUCAAUCGAGCAUACCAUGAAUAUUUUAAUUGUUCAUAAAUUGUGAAAGAAAGAAAUCUAAAUAGCGUAAAUUUCAUUAACUCGCAAGAUGAGCAUUCUUUUCAAAUCUCUGGCACCGUAAUUUAUAAUUAAUUACGUAUUAUUCUCAUGCGAUUGAUAAUAAACGUGAUCGUGCGUCUCGGAAUUUCUUGGGAAACACCUCGUAUCGGACGUAUCGUUCCCGCGUCCUUCAUUUGCAAAUAAUGACGUUUAAAUUAUAUGGUGACCUAAUAAAGGGCGAGAUCAGCG
Pogonomyrmex barbatus (red harvester ant) is the source of this 6314-nucleotide messenger RNA. It is a transcript of the gene Src64B, whose product is annotated as Tyrosine-protein kinase Src64B. Gene Ontology annotation, molecular function: protein tyrosine kinase activity; protein binding; ATP binding. Gene Ontology annotation, biological process: protein phosphorylation. Lineage: Eukaryota; Metazoa; Arthropoda; Insecta; Hymenoptera; Formicidae. The record is from RefSeq and is a predicted model, not a curated record.